ACAACAACAACAACAACAACAAUGAACCUCAAUAAACCAGGUAAACCAGGACAACCAGGUGGACAACCACCUCAACAACCACAAGCUGGUGGAUACCCUACAGCCCCAGCUCCAGGUGGAUACCCUCCACCUCAACAUGGUUAUCCUCCAGCCCCAGGAGGCUAUCCACCACCACAACAUGGAGGCUAUCCACCAGCCCCAGCUCCAGGAGGCUAUCCACCACAACAAGGCGGAUAUCCACCAGCUCCAGCUCCAGGCGGAUACCCACCACAACAGGGAGGCUAUCCUCCACAACAAGGUGGUUAUCCUCCACCACAACAAGGUGGCUAUCCACCUCAGCAUGGAGGCUAUCCACCACCCCAGCAAGGAGGCUAUCCUCCACCUCAACAAGGCGGAUACCCACCUGCACCAUAUCAAGGAGGUGGUUACCCACCUGCACCAGCACCGGGUGGAUACCCACCCGCACCAGCACCUGGAGGCUAUCCUCCCGCCCCAGGAGCACAUGGAGCCGCACCAGCAGGUGGCUCGCGACUUGCACUGGCGCCACCCCCUGGCAGCAGGUUUGUCUCGGCGCCAUUGUCACAGUUGAACAUUCGAGUGAUCUCUGCCAAGAACCUCGUUGCGGCGGAUAUCAAUGGCAAGUCAGACCCUUACGUCAACAUCAAGGUGCCAUCGAGCACCAAGGUGCACAAGACCAAAGUGAUACAGAAGAACUUGAAUCCAACAUGGAACGAAUCAUUCCAGGUGGAGAUAUCUAACUCGCAGUACGACACCGUGGUGAUUGAGGUCUAUGAUAAGGAUGCAGUGGGCUCGGAUGAUCUCAUUGGUUACGUUCCAAUCGACCCAUCUCUUUUGCCAAAGGGCGUGGAGGUGACCACCUGGGAGCGUCUGUCCUACGUGCCACACGGUGAGGUUCAGCUUGCGAUUACGGCCGUCAACUUUGGUUUGGAGGGCUUCCCACCAGCAUACCCUGCUGCCUAUGUCAACUGGAAGGGAUUGGAAAAGUCAAAGAAGUCAGACAAGAAGAAGAAGGAUGCCAAGCAUGGAGGCGGUGGCGGCGCUCAUGGCAAGACCAAAGAGGUCGGACCAUACAACCUCAAAGCAGUUCCACACGGAUAUAGUAUAACCAAUGGUUAUGUAAAGAAGAAUCCAAGUCUAGCGCAGACCACCGCCAAGACUGUCGAGUCUGGUCUAAAGUCAUUCAAGAAGUUUGUAGACAAG
Acytostelium subglobosum LB1 is the source of this 1221-nucleotide messenger RNA. RefSeq lists its product as hypothetical. The transcript has 2 exons. NCBI's taxonomy places the organism in Eukaryota, Evosea, Eumycetozoa, Acytosteliales, Acytosteliaceae. The record is from RefSeq and is a predicted model, not a curated record. Gene Ontology annotation, biological process: positive regulation of gene expression. The annotation marks the transcript as partial.